This is a messenger RNA of Drosophila rhopaloa, 2900 nucleotides long. It is a transcript of the gene Nct, whose product is annotated as nicastrin. The record is from RefSeq and is a predicted model, not a curated record. Gene Ontology annotation, cellular component: membrane. The coding region runs from base 123 to 2219 and encodes 698 amino acids. The transcript has 7 exons. Lineage: Eukaryota; Metazoa; Arthropoda; Insecta; Diptera; Drosophilidae. Gene Ontology annotation, biological process: protein processing; Notch receptor processing.
AUCGAUGUUGGUCCACCUCUGCAUAAAAUGUUUUUGUUUUAGUGAACAUUAUUAACAACUUCUUGAGCGAAUUCGUGGGAAAGUGAGGGAUACAAAGCGACACGGCUAGCAAAGGUCCUUCGAUGGAAAAGCGUCUAAAUGUGGCUGCAAUAUGGCUGCUAAUGCUGCUACAAGGAGCUAUUGUGGCUCUGGGCGAACGAACGCGAGACAAGAUGUAUGAGCCCAUUCUAGGAGCAAGCUGCUUUCGCCGACUGAAUGGCACGCACCAGACCGGCUGCUCCUCCACAUAUUCCGGCUCCGUGGGGGUGCUCCAUCUGAUAAACUCGGAGGCCGAUCUGGAAUUUCUACUGACCAGUGCACCAUCGCCCCCGUAUGCCCCUAUGAUACCACCUCACCUGUUCACACGCAACAACCUGAUGCGUCUGAAGGAGGCCGGACCUAAGAACAUCUCCGUUGUGCUGCUCAUCAACAAGACGGCCCAGAUGAAGCAGUUCUCGCAUGAACUUAACUGCCCAAAUCAGUAUAGUGGGCUAAACAUCAGCAGCGCGACCUGCGAUGCCAGCAAUCCGGCCAAGAACUGGAAUCCCUGGGGCACCGGGCUGCUUCACGAGGACUUUCCUUUUCCCAUCUACUACCUCGCCGAAAAGGACGAAAUAGAGAAGCUGGAAAAGUGCUUCGAGAAGUUCAACAACUUCAACUACGAGACACACGCCCUGCGAAGUCUAUGUGCCGUCGAGGUUAAGUCCUUCAUGUCGGCCGCCGUGAACACCGAGGUUUGUAUGCGGCGCACCAACUUGAUCAAUAACUUGGGCGGCAGCAAGUACUGCGAUCCGCUCGAGGGACGCAAUGUGUACGCCACUUUGUACCCCAGAAAACCAGUUGUUGAGAAUGGCAAUGAGACAGUCCAUACGAACGAAAAGUUCAUCCUGGUCUCCUGUCGCCUGGACACCGCCAGCAUGUUUGACGGUGUGGGUCCUGGAGCCAUGGAUUCGCUGAUGGGAUUUGCUGUUUUCACUCAGGUGGCAUAUCUUCUACGACAGUUGCUGCCACUUCAAAGCUCGUUGCCCGAUUCCUUGCGCAAUGUUCUUUUUGUGACUUUUAACGGCGAAUCAUACGACUACAUUGGAUCACAGAGAUUUGUUUACGAUAUGGAGAACUUGGUCUUUCCCCCCAAGUCCACUCAGAGCCCUCCAAUUGCCUUUGACAACAUAGAUUUUAUGCUAGACAUUGGCACACUGGAUGACAUAGCAAACAUUAAGCUGCAUGCGCUGACUGGAACAACGCUGGCGCAGAAAAUUCUAGAGCAGCUAAACAAUUAUGCCAAGUCACCCCGCUAUGGUUUCAACCUAAACAUCCAGUCUGAGAUGAGUCCCCACUUACCUCCCACAUCGGCGCAAUCCUUUCUGCGACGCGAUCAAAAGUUUCCGGCUCUGAUUCUGAACGCAAGGCCAACAAACAAGUACUACCACUCCAUUUAUGAUGAUAUGGAUAAUGUGGGCUUCGACUAUGCGAACACCAGCAAGGACUUCACCCAGCUGGCGGAAGUAAACGACUUCAAGAACUUGAAGGCAGAUUCAAUACAAAUGAAAGUGCGCAAUGUUUCCUCCAUUUUGGCCAUGGCCCUCUAUCAGACGCUUACAGGAAAGGAGUACACAGGUACCAAGGUGGCCAAUCCCGUGCUGGCCGAUGAGUUUCUUUUCUGUUUCCUGCAAUCGGCGGACUGUCCGCUAUUCAAGGCCUCGUCUUAUCCGGGCAGUCAAUUAACCAAUUUGCCUCCGAUGCGCUAUAUAAGCGUCUUUGGCGGAUCUCAAGAGUCAUCUGGCUAUACCUAUAGAGUGCUGGGCUAUCUCCUGUCGCAGAUCCAGCCGGACAUCCCUAAGGAAAAUUGCACCGACUUGCCGCUGCACUAUUUCGCCGGCUUCAACAAUAUCGGGGAGUGCCGCCUUACCACGCAGAACUACAGCCACGCACUGAGUCCAGCUUUUGUUCUUAAUGGCUACGAUUGGGCUUCCGGCCAGUACUCCACAUGGACUGAAUCAACCUGGUCACUGUUUAGUGCACGCAUAUUUCUGCGCCCGUCCAAUGUGCAUCAGAUCACAACUCUCAGCGUUGGCAUAGUGGUGCUCAUCAUCUCCUUUUGCCUGGUGUACAUAAUAAGCUCUCGCUCGGAAGUCCUUUUCGAGGAUUUGCCGGCUAGCAAUGCCGCAUUAUUUGGUUGAUGUCACAAGUACCACAGCGACGACAUCAUCGUGUUCAACUGCUCAUUCCACAGAUUUCUGCAUGCAUUAACGUUUACAGUUCUUAAAGUAGUUAGUUGGUGGUAAACCGAUCCAUUAAACACCCUGAUUUAUGCGUGCCCUUUUAGGUUGCCGCUGCCGACGGCCUGUUAGUCAGUGGAACUCCUCGAGAAAAUCUGAGCACGUGACGGAGCUCAUUGGAAGCUGAAUAGGAUCUGAAAGCAAAUGACAGACUUAAGAAAAAGACACUAAAAUGAUAUUCUAACUCGUCUAAUUUAAACCAUUAAGCAAACGUUUAUUUGUAUGUAUUUUUGUAUUUUAAACAAGUAAAUUAGCCCCUAGCGACUUUGUUGUAUCAUAUAUAGACAUUUAACCAAUUGCGACAAAAUCUGUACUUCUACGUAUGAAAUUCUUUCUACUUGUCCGGCCCGUUUUGCAUUGUAAAUAGGGAUAAACAAAUAUAAUUGAACCUCUGAGAAUGCCAAGAGAUGUCUGUACAAAUAUUGACAAGAAAUCAUACAACAAUGGAUAUAUUUAUACCUUCUGCAUCUUUUGCGAUAUUGAACUUAAUGAUCUGAAAUCAUCACUUCAUAGAAGACAAAUAAUUAUUAUAACGACUUUAAAUUAUAUAUGUGUAAUAAAUUUUGAUAAGGUGUAAAGCGA